GAAGGAGAGCCAUUCAGUGAGGUAAAGAAAGCUUAGGGUGACCUGAGGAAAUGAUUUAGAAUAGAGUAAUUUUAAACAAGCAAGCCAAGUCUAACGUUGGCUGUAAAUGGUGCAGUAACUGUUCCAGCUUUUAGAAUAUAGUCGAGAGGCUAAGAGCAAUUCGUCUUCUAUUCCCAUCGCCGGUAUAAAAAAACACAAAAGAGAAUAAAAAACAGCAACUUCAUUUUUAUUUCCAAACAAGCACAGGUUCAGCUACUAUGGGCCCGGCUACAAAGUGGGGAAAGUCAAGCCCAGGGGAGGCAGGUCCCCAGCCGGGUGGAGCAAGUAACAGGGCCGGGCAGUGAGUUGGCAGCCCGGCUGGGAGGGGACGAGAGAGAACUACAGCGCCAAGGAAGAAGAAAAUGAAGUAAAAGAUUUCCGAGAAGAAAUCGUAAGGGUGAAAAGCAGAGGCAAGCGGCUCAGGGAACGGCAGCACCCAAGAUGCAGAAACUUUGGGAGGGGAGGGAGAAACAGUAUUGUUGUAUUCCUGCUAACAACGUUGACGCGAUGUUACGGAAAUCGUUGGGGAGGACUCGCAGAUGACCAACCGCACAGGACCGUCCAACAAGAGGGGCGGCCAGGCAAUAAAAAAAGUUCAGUCAUUGUGAAUAACCACAACAGAUUGUCCUUGAUGGCAUGAGGGCCCUGCAAAGAAUGCUAACCAUUCCUAAGAGGAACGGAAGCACAAACAAACUCUGUCCUUUGAAUGACUGGCAACAUGAGUAAUCAACUUGCUUGGAGUAAACAGAUUGCUGUUAAUGGAAAGACUAAAAAGGAGCAUGAAACAUCUCAGUCGCUUGUUGCUUUUAAGAAUGCAAUGGAAGCAAAAGAAAGGACAAACGAUGUCCAGUGGGACUUGAAUGUACAAACUCUCAUUUCCUCUGCUAAAUGGCUUCAACUUUAUGGACUCAGGAAGAACAAGAUGACUUUUUCUCAGAUUUUUUCCCAAAUUGGAUUCCAGCACAAAGAAGACUAUGUCUCCAUCUUGGGGAAAAUCGUGGCUUCACGAUAUGCAGAUGGUCUGUAUCAUCAGUACAGGGCUAUAUCUGAUGGCAAAGUCUAUAAUCUGACAGCCAAAAAGAGCCUUCUUCUUAAUUUUGCAAAUCGUCUAACUGGAAUGAUUGAACUGUACAAACAAAGGAUGGACUGGUUAACCUCUGAAAGUCGACAGAUCUUUGGAGUAAUACAGGAACAGAAUAUCACCAUUGUUCUGGAUUUUGGAACGGCUUCUUUAAGUGAGUUCAAUCUCUGCCGAGAAGCACUUUCUAUGGUCUUAAAGCAGCAAGUGACCCAAAUUGAGAAAUUUAACUUAAUCCGGGUGGCUCAGGAUCUUGUGCCAUGGCAAGAGAAACCUGUUUUUGUUACAAAGGACUUUAUAGAAAAUGCCAUUGAGUGGCUCUGGAUGCUGGAAUACCUACCAGGUGUUUGUCACACUGGAUCUACAGAAGCAAUCUUGGAGGCCCUGUUUGAUCAUACGACAGAAGCUGUAUACUAUUUUGUCGUGGGUGAUAUACCAGAAUGCACAAAGUACUUGCUCAUACAGAAGAUCUCAAGAAGUCUAUGUCCAAUCCAUACCGUAUCUUUCAACGCUAAAGAAGAAGAAACAGUUGCUUUCUUGAAGGAUCUGAGUCAGCUAACCACCGGCAGGUUCCAUGCAUUUGCUGAGAGGACAGAUGAAGUGCUUGUGAUGGGCCCUUCACUCAGUAAGAAUGAGAAAGCUACUCUGAAUUCAAGAAGGCUGAAAGGAAGACUCCCUUUAGGAACUGGUGUCAGAGAAGAUGUCUACCUGAUUUGGAGGGAACUAGAGGAAGCCAAGAAUAUCUUAAUCCAGAUAGAGAAAAUUCUCAUAGAAUUUGAGAAGUCUAAAAGAGUGGCAGCAGAAGAAAUGGAUAAAACGGAAUAUGAGCCAGAAGUAAAAGAUUUUGUGAAUUCCAGAGAGUGGCUUCAGAAGAAUGGCUUGGAAGCCCAGAAUCUGACCAUACCUAGAGCUUUUUCUGAUUGUGCUUUCCGUCAUGUAAAUGGAAUUGUAGAUAUAAAAACCAAGCCAGAAGACGAAUCUCUUCAGACAAAUGCUGAGACAAAUAAAAAAGUAAUCCAUGCCAAAUACUGCAGCAAUUUUAUACGUACAGUCUUGGAAGAUGGGUCUAUAAUUCAUUUACAUUUGAAUGAAGAAAGAUGCAAGGAGUUUGAAAAUAAAGUGAAGAAUGCUCUUCAUCAGAUGGAAGAAAGAAUUCAGGACCUUAAGAAAGGAAGCCGAGCUCUCUUUGGAGAUGUCACAGAAGACCACAUCUGUAUCCUCAUUGAUGUGUCUCAGUCUAUGAUAUACAAACUCCCUGUGGUGAAGGAGAAGAUAUAUCAGCUCAUAAGAGAACAGUUUCAAAACAAAACCAGGUUUAACUUCAUUAAAUUUGAUGCUGAAGCAAUAGCCUGGAAAGACAGACUUGCUGAAGUUAAUGAAGAAAAUAUAGAAGAUGCUAUACUUUGGAUAAAACAACUUCAGGUUGGGACUACUACAAACAUACUGAAAGCACUUCAGAUUGCCUUUGCUGAUCGUGACACUCAAGCUAUUUAUCUUCUUACUGAUGGGAGACCUGAUCAGCACCCCAAUAGAAUUUUAGAUGAACUCAAACUUUGGCGGAACAUUCCAGUUCACACUAUAUCAUUUAACUGUGAUGAUACUGGAGCCAAUCAAUUUUUGCAUGAGCUGGCCAGCAGCACAGGUGGACGAUUUCACUACUACCAUAUUUGUCUGACAGAUCCGGAUUCCCCCAAACCUUUUGAGUGUGAGGACAUAUAUUUGGUUAGAAGAGAGAUAGAACGAGGAGAAAAACAACUGAACACAGUACAAUCCUUUUACACUGGCAGCGAUUUGAUGGAUUUGUUUAAUGGAGCAAAAAAUCUUCACGAUAAACAACCCAGGCAGACUUUUGCUACAAUCCCAGUAACCAUACAAAUUGAGGGACUGAACCCCUCAUCUCGAGCUAGGCCCUAUUCUGCCUUUGAAGAACCUGCAUCAGCUUCAUCAGAACCCGAUAUGGCAUUCUCUGAGAGUCCAACCACAAAGAAGAGAGUUUUAUAUGCAGAGCCAACAAAGAGUAGUAUGCUUAGAACUCAACGCUAUACAGCCAAGCCUUCUGAAAAAAGUCAAGAUGGAAAAGCUUCAGCUGAAAGAAAAGAACAGAAGAGCCCAAAACUUGAACAAAAGAUAAAGGACGAAUCUUUGGAUAUGCCUUCAGCUCAAUGGCUAAAGAUUCACGGUUUGGCUGCUAAGAGACUUACCAUAAUGGAUGCCUUAUCCCCAACAGCAGUUUCUCGUACAACAACUUACGUUCCAAUUUUAGAUAAACAUGUCGUUUCCAAAGUAUUUGAUGAUAUAUUCCCUUUCGCCCAUGUGAGCAGUGAUAAGAAAUGUGUCACCCUACUUAAUCCUCAAGCAGUAGAUCUUGAUGCCUACAAAAAGAAGGUGCAAGAAGCAAUAAAAGUGUAUGAAAGGCGCCUUGAUCAAAUUGUCUGGAAAGCAUUACCACAGAAGGAAAAAGAGAAAUUUGGACAGACUCAGCCAGUGUCCUAUGUGGACUGUAAAGAAUCUUUACUCGUAGCCUUAGCCAAUGCAAAUUGGCCUAUUGCCAAUCAGGAGCUUCUGAUGUUGGAAGAUGAGAUUCUAACAGCAUUAACAUACCUGCAACAGGCUUCUGAUCUUCAAAUAGCAUCCAAAGAGGAACCCCAGAGAAUUUGCCCACUCCACAUCUGUCCCACUAAAGAGGCAAAGAAACCAAAAACAAAAAUAUUUGAUUAUCUCAAAGGCCAAAAUGUAAUUGCAAGAUCAGAAUGCACAGGAUUUUAUUACCCAGGAACAGUGGUGAGGAGCAUCACAUCAUUUUAUGCACUCGUUGAUUUUGUUAAUGGGCAGACUGAGAUUGUCCCCUUGAAGUUCAUUUUGUUUAUUGGAGGUGCAACGCCUUGUCCACCUUUGCAAGUUGGAGAUUACGUAUUCACCAGAAUAAGGAAGCCAUCAGGUGAAGAGUAUUAUGUCCCCGGUGUUGUCAUAGCAAUACCAAAUAAAGCUGAUUUAGAUGAUAAACUCUACACAGUUUUGAAAUACAACAAUAAAAAGGAUCAUUGUGUUCGAAACGGGCUUAUUAAAAUUAGUCAUAGAAGGUACACUUGUUCCUGCUGCUACAUCAACAUGACCAAGAUGAUGGAUUACCUCAUACCAAAUGUGAAGGUUCCAAAGCACAUCCAUAAAGUACUCCCAGAUGCCGAGAGACAGAAAAAAUCUAUUUCUGUAGGAGGGGAUUGGAAGAAGAAGAAGAAGGACAGAGGAAGAGUUAACAGCAAAAAGGAGCGUUGUAAAGAAUGGACCAAAACUGUCUGUGAUGAGAUGUUUGGCCCCAGAAAUAAACGAAGAGGAAAUAGCUUAUCACCCUCUUUUCAUCGCAAAAAAGAAAGUACAGCUGCUUCCAAAACCUUCCCGCUCAGUUUUUCCUCAAGUGCUGACAAGAUCUGUCUGUCUUCAAGGACUUCUGACUAUAGGCCACACAAGGAUCUUUGGGGCUCUCACUAUACUUCUAUGUACCAUCAGAGUACCUCUGACCAGCCUACCAGUUAUAGCAGCAGCAGCAGCAGCAGUAGCAGUAGCAACACCUCCCUUUCCAGCAUUGAGAAGGUGGAAGAAUUGGCAAGACGGCUUCAGCAGUAUCACAUAGCUCAAAGGAAGGACAACUCCAGCAGUUGCAAAUAGAUA
Messenger RNA from Ahaetulla prasina, 4783 nucleotides. It is a transcript of the gene VWA3B, whose product is annotated as von Willebrand factor A domain containing 3B. Lineage: Eukaryota; Metazoa; Chordata; Lepidosauria; Squamata; Colubridae. The transcript has 30 exons. The coding region runs from base 746 to 4780 and encodes 1344 amino acids. The record is from RefSeq and is a predicted model, not a curated record.